CUGCUAACCAACAGCGCACAUGUUGACAUCUGAAGAAGAAGAAGCACACCCAAAACAAAUAACUAUUUAUUUAAAUUAAUUAAUUUAAAGGCGAAAAACAAGUGCUAGCCAAGAUGCCAAAGGUCAAAACGGAAAAGAAGAGCCGCAUUCACACCGAGGUGCAGAAGCAGGGAAUCGUCUUCAACAAGGACUUUGGCCAGCACAUUCUGAAGAAUCCCCUGGUGAUAACCACCAUGUUGGAGAAGGCCGCUCUUCGGGCCACCGAUGUGGUGCUGGAAAUCGGUCCCGGCACGGGAAACAUGACCGUUCGGAUGCUGGAGCGCGCGAAGAAGGUGAUUGCCUGCGAGAUCGACACCCGCUUGGCUGCCGAGCUGCAGAAGCGUGUCCAGGCCACUCCGCUGCAGCCCAAGCUGCAGGUGCUCAUCGGGGACUUCCUGAAGGCGGAGCUGCCCUUCUUCGAUCUGUGCAUCGCCAACGUGCCGUACCAGAUCAGUUCGCCCCUCAUCUUUAAGUUGCUCCUGCACCGACCACUCUUCCGGUGCGCCGUGCUCAUGUUCCAGCGCGAGUUCGCCCAGCGAUUGGUGGCCAAGCCGGGCGACAAGCUCUACUGCCGCCUGAGCAUCAAUACCCAGCUCCUGGCCCGCGUGGACAUGCUCAUGAAGGUGGGCAAGAACAACUUCAAGCCGCCACCAAAGGUGGAGAGCAGUGUGGUGCGGCUGGAGCCGAAGAACCCACCGCCACCGGUCAACUUCACCGAAUGGGAUGGCCUAACGAGAAUCGCCUUCCUGCGCAAGAACAAAACGCUGGCGGCCACCUUUAAGGUAACCUCUGUGAUGGAGAUGCUCGAGAAGAACUACAAGUUGUAUCGCUCGCUUAGGAACGAGCCCGUCGAAGAGAACUUCAACAUGCAGGAGAAGGUCAUUGGCAUCUUGGAGGAACAGGAUAUGGCCAGCAAGCGUGCGAGAAGCAUGGACAUAGACGACUUCAUGAAGCUCCUGCUGGCUUUCAAUUCAGCCGGCAUCCACUUUAAUUAGUUGCAUAUAUACUUUAGUUCGUUAAACUUUGUACAAUUCUACCAACAUUAAUAUAAAUGUUAGACCCACAAAGUCUGGUUGACUCUCA
This is a messenger RNA of Drosophila takahashii, 1122 nucleotides long. RefSeq names its product probable dimethyladenosine transferase. NCBI's taxonomy places the organism in Eukaryota, Metazoa, Arthropoda, Insecta, Diptera, Drosophilidae. Gene Ontology annotation, molecular function: rRNA (adenine-N6,N6-)-dimethyltransferase activity. Gene Ontology annotation, cellular component: nucleolus. The record is from RefSeq and is a predicted model, not a curated record. Gene Ontology annotation, biological process: rRNA methylation.